This is a messenger RNA of Carassius carassius (crucian carp), 1861 nucleotides long. RefSeq lists its product as uncharacterized. NCBI's taxonomy places the organism in Eukaryota, Metazoa, Chordata, Actinopteri, Cypriniformes, Cyprinidae. The coding region runs from base 332 to 1861 and encodes 509 amino acids. The record is from RefSeq and is a predicted model, not a curated record. The transcript is spliced from 4 exons.
GCCCUCAUCGCCUUCUCAUGUGCAGCCCUCAUCAUCCUUGCCUGCGCAGCCCUCAUCGCCUUCUCAUGCGCAGCCCUCAUCAUCCUCAUCUUCUCCUGCUCCACCCUUAUCUUCACCCCGUGCUGCAUCAACACCUGUGGUUAACUCAUCACAGGCGUCUGAGACCCUCUCAUUAAGGGAGAUAUCCUCUUUGAGGCCAUCAAGAAAAAGACAGUAUUCAGGAAGUGCCGUCUGUGAUACAGACUACAGCGAUGUCACAGACUACAGCGAUGUUGACUACAUACCAAAAAUCAGCUCAGAUGAUUCGGAUGGUAGUUCUUCUGGACAUGACAUGGUCAAAAGUGCUUUGAUACAUCCAACAUCUCCCAAAGAGGCAGGUAGUUUAUCUGAUCAAUGUAUGACCGCACCAUCACCUAAAAAGAUGAAAUGCCAAUCUAAAGAGACAAACACCUUGUCUGGUGAUAAGACUUUUAUUCAGUCAAUGCCAUCACCAAAGCAGCAAUGCAAGACGUACAACAAAAAGCAGUAUUGCCUUCAUUGCUCUAAGCCAUAUUCAAAAAUGGCCAGACACCUUAAAUUUGUCCAUCGCAACAAAGUGGGGGUUGUAAAGGCAGUAGCAUUUCCAAAACAUUCCAAAGAAAGACGAGUCCAGUUAAACCUCCUUAGAAAAAGGGGCAACUUUGCCCACAACACCGAUGUGGUGAGACAAGGACAUGGGGAGAUGAUUGCCUGCUACCGUCCAAAAAAUAGACACAGAGCCAAUGAAUUUAUUCACUGCAUUUACUGCCAAGGGCUUUAUAACAAGCGUAGCCUUUGGAAACAUAUCAAAAACUGUCCCCUGAAACCAAAAAAUGAGGAUGUCCAGGGCAGGAAAAGAGUUCGAUCCCUGUGUGCUCUAAACACACCAAUCGGCUUAGAAGUGAGCAAAGGAUUCAAGAAAGUACUCUCCUUUAUGAACUAUGAUGAAGUUUCGCGUGUAGUUCAUACUGACAGAUGCAUCAUGCAGCUGGGGGAGCACAUGUUCAACAGGAUGGGGUCUGAUGUGACCAAACAUGACUACAUCAGACCGAAGAUGAGAGAAGUAGGCAGACUUCUUCUUGAAGCAAGGAAGAUUACCCCACUGAGAACAAUGGUAGACUUCAUCAUACCAACUAAUUUCAAACAUGUCAUAGCAGCUGUUAAAGUUGUAUCUGGCUACGAUGAAGAGAAAAACUCCUACCGCAUUCCUUCUUUAGCUCUCAAACUUGGCCAUUCUUUAAACAAGAUAUCUAGCAUUGUUGAGAGCAAUGCCAUGAUGUAUGGAGAUCAUGAGCGUGCUGAGUGUGCCCGAGACUUCAGGAAAAUACACCAGGCAAGGUGGAAUGAGUACAUUUCUGCUGGUGCUAUAACUACAUUGAAAGAAGCCAAGUGGAACACACCGCAGAUCAUUCCUUUCACUCAGGAUGUCAAAGUCCUGCACACACAUCUUGAAAAGAAACACAAUGAGCUCCUAAGUAAGCUCAGAUCUUGCCCUUCUGCUGACAGCUACGCUGCUCUAGCCAAGGUCACGCUGUCCCAGGUCAUCCUGUUCAACCGAAGGAGAGAAGGUGAGGUAUCCCGGAUGCUUUUGUCAGCUUUUAAAAGCAGGGAUUCUUCUGAGCUACACGAAGACAUUGCCAUCUGUCUGUCUGAGUUUGAGAGGAAGCUGUGUCUGCACUUCUCAAGAGUUGAGAUCCGUGGUAAACGAGGGAGAAAGGUUCCUGUGCUCCUCAAGCCUUCCAUGGUUUCUGCCAUGGAGCUGCUUGUUGAAACGCAUGUGGAGCAAUGUCUGCCUACAGAGGGGGAGAGUGGAUCAACAAAGCUGCUUGCGAAUGUGGCAUAA